Molecule: messenger RNA, 627 nt
Organism: Gossypium raimondii (Peruvian cotton)
Lineage: Eukaryota; Viridiplantae; Streptophyta; Magnoliopsida; Malvales; Malvaceae
Exons: 3
Coding region: 56-550 (164 amino acids)
Cellular component (GO): chloroplast
Source: RefSeq, a predicted model, not a curated record
AAAAUUGUCCCAGGCAAAAGGGAAGGACUUUCAGUUGUCUUGUCUCCGAAAAAACAUGGGAACUCUAUCAUCUCUGUUCCCCCUCUCACUGUCUGCUGUCCCAAUACCUCUCAAUAACUUUGCCCCGAAAACCCACCUUAUUUUCUUUGCUGCUUCCACUUCAAAGCUUCGAUCCAAAACAGUGGCCUUCGGGGGGAAUCCACCCGACCCCAAACAGAAAGAAUAUCUAUUCUUGGACGAAAACGGUGUCGUCGAAGACAUGGAUGGUUAUCUUAACAACCUCUCUCUCGAGUACGAGUCAGUUUGGGACACUAAGCCUUCAUGGUGUCAGCCAUGGACGAUUACCCUUACUGGAUUGUUGGUGAUUGCCUGUAGUUGGCUAAUUUUACAUUCACUUGUGGUCACAGCUUUUGCUACAUUGGGGAUAUGCACAUGGUGGUACAUCUUUCUAUAUUCUUAUCCUAAGGCUUAUAUGGAAAUGAUAGCCGAGCGACGAGAGAGGGUGGAGAAUGGUGUAGAAGAUACAUUUGGAAUGAGCAAGAAUCAAUGAUUCCGCAGAUUCUCUGCUUGUAUGUACGUAGAUGUUCCAUUUAUGGUUUAUUGAAUCAAGGUGCUAGUUAACAUCAA